AUGGUUUUGAACAAGAAACCUCGAAUCAAAGAUGCGGCUUUGCGCCGCUUUCUGUCUCUGGUUUUGAUUACUCUGCUAGGGGUGGCUCUGCUGGUUUUUCUCCUUAGAACGAAUUCAAUUGCCAUUUCAGCUACCCGUAAUUCGAGUGAGAUCGGUGAAAAUUUUGGAUUGACUUCUAACUACUCACAAGUUAGAGCAAAACUCAACCUUCCCAAACAGAAUGAGUUGUCAAUUUUGUUAGAAAAGCGAAACCAGUUGCCUCCAAGAAACAUGGAUUUAUAUCCGAAUCUAGCCAAAGAUCAUAUAGUCAUUGUUCUGUAUGUUCACAACCGGCCCCAGUAUCUCAAAGUAGUUGUUGAUAGCCUUUCUCAAGUGGUAGGGAUAAGUGAAACCCUACUGAUUGUUAGCCAUGAUGGAUAUUUUGAAGAGAUGAACAAGAUUGUGGAAGGUAUUAAAUUCUGCCAAGUGAAACAAAUUUUUGCCCCUUACUCGCCCCAUGUCUUUCCCAGUAGUUUUCCUGGUGUCUCACCAGCAGAUUGCAAGGAUAAGGACGAUUCUGUAAAGAAUCACUGUGAAGGAACUCCAGAUCAAUAUGGAAAUCACCGGUUGCCUAAAAUUGUGUCCUUGAAGCAUCACUGGUGGUGGAUGAUGAACACAGUGUGGGAUGGGUUAAAGGAGACUCGUUCACACUUGGGUCAUAUUCUUUUCAUAGAGGAGGAUCACUUCAUUUUUCCCAAUGCUUAUCGCAACUUGCAGUUACUUACGGAACUGAAACCACAAAAAUGUCCUAAUUGCUAUGCUGCAAAUCUGGCACCAUGUGAUGUGAAGUCAAGAGGAGAAGGGGGGGAGAGUUUGAUUGCCGAGAGAAUGGGGAAUGUGGGUUAUUCUUUCAAUCGGACUACAUGGAGGAAUAUACGUAAAAAGGCGAGAGAAUUUUGUUUUUUUGAUGAUUACAACUGGGAUAUAACAAUGUGGGUAACAGUUUAUCCUUCAUUUGGUGGUCCUGUUUACACACUUCGAGGGCCUAGGACUAGUGCUGUUCACUUUGGGAAAUGUGGUUUGCAUCAGGGCCAGGGGGAGAGGGCUGCUUGUGUUGAUAAUGGUGUCGUGAAGAUUGAAGUGCAGGAGAUAGAUAAGGUUCCCAACAUCAAAUCUGACUGGGGAGUACAUGUGCUCACGAAACAACAAGGAUAUGAAGCUGGCUUUAAGGGUUGGGGAGGCUGGGGAGAUAUAAGGGACCGCCAAUUGUGUUUGGAAUUUGCUAACAUGUAUCACCUGAGUUGA
This is a messenger RNA of Ilex paraguariensis (yerba mate), 1284 nucleotides long. Lineage: Eukaryota; Viridiplantae; Streptophyta; Magnoliopsida; Aquifoliales; Aquifoliaceae. The record is from the annotation of a GenBank genome assembly.